This is a messenger RNA of Musca vetustissima, 465 nucleotides long. RefSeq names its product thyrostimulin alpha-2 subunit (gene Gpa2). NCBI's taxonomy places the organism in Eukaryota, Metazoa, Arthropoda, Insecta, Diptera, Muscidae. The transcript is spliced from 2 exons. Gene Ontology annotation, molecular function: hormone receptor binding. The record is from RefSeq and is a predicted model, not a curated record. Gene Ontology annotation, biological process: cell surface receptor signaling pathway. Bases 7 to 378 code for a protein of 123 amino acids.
CUAACAAUGUUGGUUUUGCGAGUUGUCUCCUUGGUUGUAUUCUUCAGCUUGUUGUGUUAUGCCAAAGAAACAUGGCUUCGUCCUGGUUGUCACAAGGUGGGAAAUACCCGUAAAAUCUCUAUACCAGAUUGUGUUGAGUUUUUGAUCACCACCAAUGCUUGUCGUGGAUUUUGUGAAUCGUAUUCCGUGCCCUCAAUGCCUUGGGGUAAUGCUGGCGGUUCAUUUAGACCACCAAAGCCCGUGGUCUCGGUGGGCCAGUGUUGCAAUAUGAUGGAAUCAAGGGAGGUGCAAAAACGAGUUCUUUGCAUGGAUGGUUGGCGUAAUGUUACCUUUCAGUCGGCUCUUUCUUGUAGUUGUUAUCAUUGCAAAAAGGAUUAAAUUGCUGAGGAAAUAGAAUACGGCAGCGUGAUGUAAAUAAUUGUAUAAUAAAAUAUAAUGUUAGAUGAGCCAUUUAAAUUACAAAAA